Misgurnus anguillicaudatus (oriental weatherfish) is the source of this 1502-nucleotide messenger RNA. It is a transcript of the gene ube2e3, whose product is annotated as ubiquitin-conjugating enzyme E2E 3 (UBC4/5 homolog, yeast). Lineage: Eukaryota; Metazoa; Chordata; Actinopteri; Cypriniformes; Cobitidae. The record is from RefSeq and is a predicted model, not a curated record.
CGUACCCCGAGAUCCUCUCGCGUACUCGCAUUACAGCGCCACCUGUCGGUUUCGACCCAAAGCGCAGCGCCUCCUCUCCUUCCUACUCUCCAAUGUUCAUAGCUCGGCCGGAGACCGUCGUCUUCCCGGCUCCAUUUCAACUGGAUUUUUAACACUCCCAACCGACCCAGAUCAGGACAGGACCGCGUCUAAGGUGGAAAAUGUCCAGUGAAAGGCAACGGUCAGAUGAUGAAAGUCCCAGCACCAGCAGUGGUAGUUCUGAUGCAGAUCAGAGAGACCCUCCGGUGCCAGAACCAGAGGAACAAGAGGAGAGAAAACAGCCCACGCCUCCACAACAGCAGAAGAAAUCCACCAAACUGUCCAGCAAAACAACCGCCAAAUUAUCCUCCAGUGCAAAGAGAAUCCAGAAAGAGCUCGCAGAAAUCACUCUGGAUCCGCCGCCCAACUGCAGUGCGGGACCCAAGGGCGACAACAUCUACGAAUGGAGAUCCACCAUCUUGGGACCUCCGGGUUCAGUCUACGAAGGGGGAGUGUUCUUUUUGGACAUCACCUUUUCUUCUGAUUACCCCUUCAAGCCACCAAAGGUCACGUUCCGUACGAGGAUCUAUCACUGCAACAUCAAUAGUCAAGGUGUGAUUUGUCUGGACAUCCUGAAGGAUAACUGGAGCCCAGCUCUGACCAUCUCGAAGGUCCUGCUCUCCAUCUGUUCCCUGCUGACAGACUGUAAUCCAGCGGAUCCUCUGGUGGGGAGCAUAGCUACUCAGUACCUGACCAACAGAGCAGAACAUGACAGGAUAGCUCGACAGUGGACCAAGAGAUACGCCACAUAGACGGCGACCGCCGGCAACCCCAGAUACCCCACCUCCACCCCGAUUUUCCUCUGCCCCCUCCCGUUCCCUCUCCACUCCUCCCUCACCCCCAGUCCCCAUCACCCGCAGGAGUGUAAAGAUCCAGGAGAGGCAACUUUACAACGUGCAACAAAUCUUUAUAGCCUUUACAAAACGGACUUCUGUGUAUAUGUCAUACCGAUUCUACCCCGUGUUUUUACCCAAUACGGACUGGGAGCGCAGACAGAACCGACCGCGGUAAGGCUGCCGGAGUAGAAUUUUGUAGCGGUAGAUUUAGUUCUGUUUAAAAGCCUUCUUGCAAGUCUUGCUUCUUUGGGAUAUAAAAUGUAUUUUGUGAUGUAACAAGGAAGAUGUUCCUAAAGUCAACCAAAUAUUAUGGUGCAUUUUAGCCUAAUUCAUUAUCUGUAUGAAGUCAACGGAAAAAACGAAAAAGACUAAAAAAAAGAAAAACGAGCUGUAGAUUAUUAGAAAUGAUGUCAUUUAUAUGAGACCCACACUCAUUUCCAGUUCUGUGGUACAUGCUGUUGUGAAUCUGUUAUACCUUUGUCAGUUUGUAAUGAAGAGAUCUCAUUGAACGUUUUGUAGCUCAGCUGAAAUGAGCCUUCACUGUAAAAUCCCCUUGAACACAAUAAUAAUAAAAAACCUUUCCCCGGA